Molecule: messenger RNA, 1278 nt
Organism: Truncatella angustata
Lineage: Eukaryota; Fungi; Ascomycota; Sordariomycetes; Amphisphaeriales; Sporocadaceae
Exons: 2
Coding region: 1-1278 (425 amino acids)
Source: RefSeq, a predicted model, not a curated record
AUGGCUCCUUCUCCGCCACACCACGAUAGGCCACUCGCGCCCGCCACUAUCUCAAGCGCACCCCCAGCGUCUGUGGCCUUGGCUCCGGCACCAGCUUCGUCGCCUGCGGUAUCUCGUGCCCCUUUAACGCAACGCACCGGCAGCGGUAGCCCUAGAGCAGGCCAGUCGGCCAAGUCGUCGCCGCCCAGCCUUCGAAAUGUCCCUGGCCCCGCCGCACCCAAGAUCGUCGUCAAAAAAGAACCCGGGUCGCCCGUGAUCCAUGCUCCCCGCCACAGACCUCGAAAGUUGGAUCUCUCCAAGGGCGGUCUAGCAGGUUCGGGAGCACAGACGGCGCGGCUACCCGGCGAGAGGGAUGGUGGACUCGGCAUUAUGGAGGUCGGCCUCGCCUGCUUGUCUCCCGGCUUCGUUACACAAGAUCCAACCAUGAAGGAGCAGUUGCAGCGCAGUAUGAGCGUGCGAGAGCAGCAACGUCAAAUCAUCGAGGCACGUCUGCAACAGCAGUCAGCCAAGGGAGAUGGGCCAGACACCGGCAAGGACAGGGAUGCCUCCAACCAGUUUGCAGCCAAGACUCCUGGUAUCUCAUCGAGGCGUAACAAGGCCCCUCCCGGUCUAAGCAUCGUAGCACCAUCUCACGAGCAGUUUGCCAACGAACGUGUCAUCCAGUCCGCUCCUCUUGGUCAAACUUUCACCGGCAGACACAACCCCCACCCGCUAACCAGGCACAUCACCAACCAACCUUCGAAUUUAUCGAGCACAUCACACAUCCACCAUGUUCCUGCACAACAGACAGCAAAUCGUUUGCCCCCCAUCGCAGAUGUGUUUGGCGCUGGCAUUGCACACUCCGAAGCAAACUCCCGUAGCCUGCAUCCCGCUUCCAGCCAUGGGCCCCCUGUUUCUCCUGGUCAUCCUCCUCAGUACGCCCAGGGUCCUUUGUCUAGCAGACCCAGGGAGUACAAAUCUGCCGAGGAGGCUCAGCAAGAGCUUGCUGGUGGUCGACCCGAUCUGCUGCCCAAGAUUGUUCAUUAUACUGGUCACCAACCUCCCACACCGCCUUCCCCAAGAGUUGGAAUGCCGAUGCUGGACCACAGCCGCAGUGCUAGCAAGCGGAGACGCGCAGAUUAUGAGGAAGGCGGCAGUCCUCCUCUCGGCCACGGCCCCUCUGCUACUCGGCGGACUGGACCCUUUGGCAGCGGCCGUGAUAGCCCUGAGACCCAGAGGGCCAAGAGGGAAGAGUUCUUGCGAAUCUGCGAGCGUGCCUGGGAUCUAUUCCACUCGUGA